AUGUCCAACUUUGUCGCUCCAGAAAUCAAAAAAUUUGCACCUUGGGACUAUGUUGUUUUUGCAGCACUGUUUUUGGUAUCUGCUAGCAUUGGAGUCUUUUUUGCAAUUAAAGAGAGGAAAAAGAAAAGUUCAAAGGAAUUUUUGGUGGGCGGCAGGCAGAUGACAUGCGGACCGAUAGCCUUCUCUCUCACAUCCAGCUUCAUGUCAGCAGUAACAGUUCUGGGGACACCAUCUGAAGUUUAUCGUUAUGGGGCAUCCUUCAUCCUUUUCUUUCUUUCAUAUACACUUGUCAUCAUCUUUACUUCUGAACUUUUUGUACCAGUAUUUUACAGAUCUGGCAUUACAAGUACUUAUGAGUAUUUGGAGUUAAGAUUUAACAAAGUGGUCCGUUUUGCUGCAACGCUGAUCUACAUCCUGCAGACGAUCCUUUACACUGGAAUAGUGGUUUAUGCUCCAUCACUGGCUCUCAACCAAGUCACGGGAUUUGAUCUCUGGGGCUCUGUAGUUGCAACAGGAGUUGUCUGCACUUUCUAUUGCACUUUGGGAGGAUUAAAAGCCGUUGUCUGGACAGAUGCCUUUCAAAUGAUCGUCAUGGUGGCAGGCUUUGCAACGGUUUUAAUCCGAGGGACUAUUCUGAAUGGUGGCCCAACCAACAUCUGGCAACGUGCCUCUGAAGGAUCACGACUAAACAUAUUUGACUUCGACGUGGAUCCCCUAAGGCGUCACACCUUUUGGACCAUUGUCUUUGGGGGAGCUUUCACCUGGCUGGGAAUCUAUGGCGUUAACCAGUCCACGAUACAGAGAUGCAUUUCCUGCAAAUCAGAAAAACACGCGAAACUGGCACUUUACCUCAAUUUAUUGGGACUUUGGAUAGUCCUGGUAUGCGCAGUAUUUUCUGGUUUAGUGAUGUAUUCGCAUUAUAAGGAUUGCGACCCUUGGACUGCUGCUUUCAUUUCAGCACCUGAUCAGCUUAUCCCAUAUUUUGUUAUGGACAUUUUUUCUUCGAUGCCAGGAGUGCCGGGACUAUUUGUUGCCUGUGCGUUCAGUGGAACACUAAGCACAGUGGCUGCAAGCAUUAACGCUUUAGCAACUGUUACUUUUGAAGACAUAGUCAAGAAAAUUUUUCCAGACAUCUCUGAGAAGAUGAGCACAUGGGUCAGCAAAGGCUUAUGUGUGCUCUUCGGCGCGCUCUGCACGGCCAUGGCGGCGGCCGCCUCGCUGCUCGGCGGCGUCGUGCAGGCCUCCCUCACCAUCCACGGGAUGUGCGGGGGGCCCAUGCUGGGGCUCUUCACCAUGGGAAUCGUGUUUCCUUGCAUUAACUGGAAGGGUGCGAUCGGAGGCCUCUUGGCAGGGAUCACGUUAGCUUUUUGGGCUGCCAUCGGCUCUUUCGUUUACCCCGCGCCCUCGGCCAAGGCCAUCCCUCUGGCCCUGUCCACGGCAGGCUGCACGCUAGCCAACGGCACCGACGCGCUCGCCACCCCGGCGCCCACCGCGGCUCCAGCCAGGCCGCUGCUGGCGGACACCUGGUAUUCCCUGUCCUACCUGUACUUCAGCGCCGUCGGCUGCCUCGGGUGCACUGCCUCGGGGCUGCUCAUCAGCUUUGCCACAGGACCCACUAAAGGAGAAGACGUUCCGCCAAUAUUAAUUAAGCCAGUCUGCAACCUGUUCUGCUUUUGGUCUGAGAAGCUUAAGACCUUAUGCUGGUGCGGCGUGCAGCACGGCAGCGAGGACGUGGAAUUUCAAAACAAUAUGCCUAAAGUUACUGCAAGGAAAACUGAAAGAGAUGACACCUUCCAGAACAAAGUUGAGAAAGAAAACCAAAGCCAGUAUCCUGGUUACAAUCCUGAGGAAAAAUCCUAUACCAAUAUGAGCACAGAAUCUCGCCUCUAG
This is a messenger RNA of Rhea pennata, 1890 nucleotides long. RefSeq names its product solute carrier family 5 member 12 (gene SLC5A12). Gene Ontology annotation, molecular function: lactate transmembrane transporter activity; symporter activity. Bases 1 to 1890 code for a protein of 629 amino acids. The record is from RefSeq and is a predicted model, not a curated record. The transcript has 15 exons. Lineage: Eukaryota; Metazoa; Chordata; Aves; Rheiformes; Rheidae. Gene Ontology annotation, biological process: transmembrane transport; sodium ion transport. Gene Ontology annotation, cellular component: membrane; extracellular exosome.